Molecule: messenger RNA, 1830 nt
Organism: Manihot esculenta (cassava)
Lineage: Eukaryota; Viridiplantae; Streptophyta; Magnoliopsida; Malpighiales; Euphorbiaceae
Exons: 4
Coding region: 338-1603 (421 amino acids)
Source: RefSeq, a predicted model, not a curated record
AUUCCAGGGUGGGAACAGUAUAUAAAGAAUUGGCAGGCUGAGAUGUUUCAAUGUCCCCACCUACAAAAACGCACCAAUCUCUCCUCUCAUUGGUAAUCGGUUCCUUCCUCGCAAUCGCGUGGGGUGGCGUCUCUCCUGUGUCUGUAAAGACCUACCCGACAAGCGACAGUUAUCCAUACGGGCAUCUUCAACUCUCUCCCUCUCUCAGCAGAAGAAAGCUGAAAAGCAAAAAAUAGGACCUCGGUUUACGAACUGGGUUUGGCCGGAUCUUGGAUUAGAGCCACAGAUUCUACUCAAAUCACUUUGACUUUGGAGGUACAUUUUUCUGAGCGUGAUAAUGGAUUCCCCUCAAUCUGUUGUAUCACCAUUCAAGAGUUCUAUUGUUGUUGAACCAGAAUCUGAUUAUGGAGUUCGGACUUCUGGUGGUUUAUCCAAGGGAACUGGGUUCCAGAGGAAGGAAGCAACGGUAGGCAACAUGGAAGAUUUUAUUGGUACCCUUGAGGUCUACGUACAUCAGGCUAGGGACAUCCAUAACAUAUGCAUUUACCACAAGCAAGAUGUUUAUGCUAAGCUUUGUCUGACCAGUGAUCCUGAAAACACGGUCUCCACCAAAAUUAUCAAUGGUGGUGGGAGGAACCCAGUCUUCAAUGAUAAUCUCCGGCUCAAUGUUAAGACUAUUGAUUGCUCUCUUAAAUGUGAGAUAUUCAUGAUGAGCAGGGUGAAGAAUUAUCUUGAGGAUCAGUUGCUGGGAUUUGCCUUGGUGCCCCUGUCUGAUGUUCUAAUCAAGAAUGGGAAGCUGGAGAAAGAGUUCUCUCUUUCUUCAACUGAUUUAUUCCACUCUCCUGCAGGGUUUGUUCAGUUAUCUCUGUCGUACAGUGGAGCUUCACCAGAUGUUAUGGCAAUUCCUGCCAUGCGUACUGCUUCAGAUGUAGAAAUACAGGAAUCACUGCCUUGUGAAUUUGAAAAGAUUGAGUUCCCAGAUCCAAAAAUUGUGAAUGAAAACCAGAUGAUGGUUUCAGAGUAUUUUGGGAUCUCAUGUACGAGUGUGGAUUCUGAAAAGUCUGAGAGUUUGGACACCUGUGAUGUUGAAAAUCAUGUUAGUUCAGACAUGGGUGUUCACGCCAUGGAAAGUUCCUCGGCUGCUACCGUGGACUCCAUUAAAGUUCCAAAGCCUGAUUCUCCUCCUAGCAGUGUGUCAACAAACGGGGUUUCUUCUCCGUCUGUUGCUGCAAGCUCUGAUACAUCUGAUGCUCCAGCUCCAAAACCAGCAAACCAGGAGAAAGAAUCUGCUCAAAAAGAGAAGAAGGGUGGAGAUGCUGGAGAUGGUGAGACUGAUUCCUCUGGUGGGGAACAAAGUGAGAAAAUUGCAAAGCCAGUUAUUACGGUUAAUAUUGAACCAGAGCAGAAUGUUGUACAACAGGACAUAGUGGAUAUGUACAUGAAGAGCAUGCAGCAAUUCACGGAGUCAUUGGCAAAGAUGAAGCUUCCACUGGACAUUGAUAGUGGACCAACAAGUUCAGGAAGUUCAACUUCUGAUCAGAAAAUGCAGUCAUCAAAGAACAGUGGCUCCCGAGUGUUUUAUGGGAGCAGGGCUUUCUUCUGAGCCUUUGUUCCACUGGUUCAGAGGAGAACACACAGGUGACUUUAGUUUGUAGCACGGAGACUAAUACUAAUAGUGAAAUCUAAUAAUGAAUCAUGUAGUGUGGUGUUUUCCUUUUGUAUUUUCAGAUGUUUAGAUGAGUUAGGACGGGAAAUCAUGAAUUCCAUGUGUUAUCAUCAACUUCGUUUUAUAACAACUGCUGUUAGUGUACAUGGAAAUUUCCUUUUCAA